This is a messenger RNA of Halichondria panicea, 6095 nucleotides long. RefSeq lists its product as uncharacterized. The record is from RefSeq and is a predicted model, not a curated record. The transcript is spliced from 3 exons. Bases 37 to 5262 code for a protein of 1741 amino acids. NCBI's taxonomy places the organism in Eukaryota, Metazoa, Porifera, Demospongiae, Suberitida, Halichondriidae.
GCAACUACUAACCGUCCCCCAUUAGUUCCUUUUGGAAUGCCUCGUAUGUUAUCUUAUCCAAGGUAUCCUAAUGCUAGCAGUCAUGGUAUGCCUCAAGGCUAUCCGACAGCCUAUGGUUCGCAAUACCCUGAACGCAGAUAUUUCACACCUGGUGUUGUUUCCCUUACCUAUGGUGGUCAUGUGCCACACAAUUAUCACAAUGCAUCGGGCGACUGGCACACGCAAACAGAUCCAUAUCCUGAUAUGAAUACAAUGGGCUUACCACAACGUCCUGUAUUCAAUACUUUAUAUGGUAAUGUAGUGAAUGUGCAUAACCCACCAUACAAUCCAAGACUGACUGAACUUGCACAAUUUCGUGGGCAAUCCUCUGAAUGGUCAAUCAAUGCCUCUCGUGCGCACCACCCUCCACUACAAAGAGAAACUAUCCCUCCAACAGUUGCUAUAGAUUCAAGACAGGCCGUGCCCAUACCCAAUGAACUACAUUAUACAACAUAUGAAUACACACCAUCAUAUCGCCCCCUAAAUGCCUUAUAUGGUAAUGAGCAUCCUUCUCAAUUCAUCCCAAGGCCGACAACACCUUUACAAUUUCGAGUGCAGUCCUCUGAAUGGCCAAUCAAUACAUCUCAAGCCCCUCCAAUACAAAGUAAAGUGAUCCCUCCAGCAGUAGCUAUUGAUACGAAUCUGGCAUGCACUAUAUCUACUAGCUCAAUACAAAGUAGUGACUUUUGUAGUCCAAAAAUCAAUUCUGACUGUCAAUCAGACGAAGGUAGUCUAGCAACUAAUCAGGUUAAUGUACUGCCUACUACUCUAAUUGGUUCACUGCACAAUGAUUCGCCAGUAAUAUCUAGUCCGACAGCCAAAAGGUUGCGCUUAACUGAUAGUCCUGAUCCAUCUCAGUUAGCUGUUACUAGCCCUAGUUCUCAUAGUCAACAUUUUUCUCACGGCACUAUAGAGCGUUGCAGCCAAUUACCAGACCCAUCAGAGGAGAACUUUGCCUUUGUGUAUGAGAGACUCCACAGUAUUUGUUACAAAUGGUUUAAUCUUGGUCUAGCCCUUGGCCUAUUACCGUCAACUCUUCAGCGAAUUUCUGGUGACAAUAAAGAAAAAUGUGAAGUUUGUCUGCGAGAAACUCUUUUCGAACUAGUUCAAGUUAGACAGUUAACAUGGAGGGAAAUCAUCGAAGCUUUGAGGAAACCUACGAUUUAUGAAAACGAACUAGCAACAGAGAUAGAGUCAGAAGUGAUGAAUCCGCCUACACUAGCACCAAAUGGUUUGUCGAGAAAAAUCUCGUUAGAAGAGCUUUGUCAUCUUCCAGUGGAUAAAGUUUGGUAUCAGUUGGGUCUCUGGUUGGGAGUUGAAGAACAAAGGUUGAAUAAAAUGAAGAAGAAGGAUAAGAAACUAAAUUUAUUAUUUGGGGCUUUCUUGGAGCUUCCUUAUGAAUCUGCUGAUUACAAACGCUUAUGCAAAAGGUUCCCUGAUGACCGAAAAGAAGAAGCUCGAAGACUUCUUGAAAGUGAAAAGUAUGAAGACUUUAUUAAACUAUUUCCUCGAGAUAAACAAGUUGAUGCGAGAAAAUUAGUAGAAAUGUCAAAAUCUUUGUUUCCACGACUAAUCACUGCUCUUGUCAAAGUGGGAAAUAGGGAGAUGGCAGAGAAUAUUUGCUCAAACAGACGUAUAUCUCUGUGCCAUCUCACUGACAGUAAACCACCUCCUGAGUGUGUAGUGAUGUAUGCCGACUAUCUGAAGAGCAAGUACAGAAAGAUGUCUCUUCUACCAGAUCCUGACUGGCCCCCAAGCAUAGCUACCGAAGAGCACUAUACUAAUCUGGCACUAAUUCAGAAAGAAAGGAACUAUUCACAAGCUAAAAAGGAUAUAAGUAGUGUUUCUAAAGAUUACGUACACGGUAAUAUUGAUAGAAUCAUUGCCAAAAAGAAGAAAAUUGAUCUUGAAGAAGCAUUUUAUCCUAUUGUUAAUCCUAUGACAAAUGAAAGUCAAUUAACAAUCUUAAUGGAUGGUGCUCCAGGGGUCGGGAAAACUACUAUCACUAGGAAGGUGUGUAUCGACUGGGCAAAAGGUGACGCCCUUCCAGAGUAUCAACUUGUGCUUUUAGUUCCUCUUAGAAAGCUCAAGAUGAUAUUAUCACAAAAAGUUGAUAAACAAUUGCAUUUGUCCGAUAUCUUGCCCUCUCAUAACAAAGAACUCUUACAAAAGGUUGAUGAACACAUUAUGGAUGUAUCUGGUGCAAAAACUCUGAUAAUUUUUGAUGGUUUUGAUGAGCUUAGCUCUCAAGAAAGGAAUGUUAACACAGCAUCUCUUGUCAUAGACAUAAUAAAAGGUGAUAUACUGCAUCUUUGCUCUGUGAUGAUUACCUCUCGUCCUUAUGCUUCCCAGUCUUUAAGAAGUUUAAACCAAGUCAAUCGCCAUAUCGAGGUAUUGGGAUUUACUGAAGAGCAAAUACGUGACUGUGUGUGUAGGAACAUUGAAGGAAAGAAAGGAGAUAAAUUGAUUCGACAACUGCGAGAACGAUUAGAUAUUGGGUCACUUUGUUACAUUCCCCUGAAUUGUAGAAUUCUGCUAUUUGUCUAUAAAACAGAAGAUUUUAAUCUACCAUCUACAAUAACUGAACUGUAUGAGAUUUUUCUACUUCAUACAAUUAAACGGUUUGCUCAAAAGGUUGAAUUAGAAGAUAAUGUAUCUAAUGAGAUAUUUGCUGCAAAGAAAUUAAGUAAAAUCCCUUCUGUUAUUACGGUGCAACUGAAUGAUCUUUCAAAAUUCGCUUUAGAAGGAAUUGAGCAAAGUAUACUAGUGUUUGAUGAUGAGAAUCUAAAGGAACAUGUGUCUCUUGGCCUCUUAAACUCACUCCAUUGUUUUAUAACUACUGGUGAGGCUACCUUCUUUCAGUUUCUCCACUUAACCAUUCAAGAGUUUCUUGCUGCAAGGUAUGUAGCAUCGGAUGCCAUGACUGAUGAACAACGCAAAAGUUUCAUAACAUCAAACAUCGAGAAUGAAACGUAUAGAAUGACCAUCCUAUUCUUAGCGGGCUUAACCAGAUUCAGUUUCUUGAGCUCAGGUGACUCUCUACUGCAACCUCAAAGUACAUUUCUGUCAGGGUCAUGUGAAAAAGAACGAAUUCUAUUUUUGGCUCAACUUAUCUAUGAAAGUAAGAGCUCUUCGUUUUUUAUUUUGUCUGACCUCAAUAGAUGUUUGGAUAUGUCCGAUUAUCCUCUCACCAAGUUUGAUUGUCUUGUUCUUGCACAUCUUAUGUCUAAUACUCCACGAGACUUUGUCUGGGAGUUCAUUGAUAUGAGUAACUGUGGCAUCACUGCCUACUCCGUGCUUUUAAAAACUAAGCAUUCCGAACAUUCCAAGUUACCAGGUAUCGUUGUCUCAAAGAAGUUGAGAUUUUCUUAUAGAAAGGAAAUAAAUGUCAAAUUUAAUGGUGCUAUUCCGAUUGCAUCAUUAUUAGACCUUCUGUCCAAAUCCAAAGAUUCGCCACUUGAAGAACUAACGGUACCAGUAGUAAAGUUUGAAACGGAUAAAAGGGAAACGGAUAAAAGGCAUCAACAAAUAGUGCAACUCUCCCAAGCCUUAGUUGAUAGCAAGUCAUUGCAAGCAUUUGAAAUUUGUCAUAUAAAAGAAGCUUCAGUUUCUAAAGCCUCAGAGCACAUUCUGUCUACCACAUCUAAAGAGAAAUUUGUUCUACAAAAACAGCUGCUUGUCUGCUCAAAUUCUUUAGUAAUGCUAUUGAAGUUUGCUUCCCUAGAAAUUAAAAAGCUUAAAGUAAUAGGUGCUGAGCCAUUUAUAGAUUGCUCUACUUGUGGUAGUUCAGGUGAAGAUGCUGUGAAGAGCCUGUGUGAGUUCCUGGGAAACUGUACGAAUAUAGAGCAGGUAAAAAUCAGUGAAUGUUGCUUAAAAUGGAAUGCAAUACGAUCUAUUUUAUCAUCCUUGGUAAGCAGGAUUCAUAUUUUGGAAAACAACGAAGUCGGCAUUGCGUUUAAAGCCAAUGAACAUGAUCUCGAAGUUUCCAAUUACUGUGAUGAUCAAGAUAACAAAGGUUAUGAAACCUUCCUCACCAAUAUCAGGUGUGUAUUCCCACGCCGAUUCACUAGCCUGAGUGUUGAAGUUAGAGACACGGACGAGAAAGUUUUAGAGUAUCUCUCACAGAAUCCAAAUCUGAAAAUGAUUACGCUAACCCUCAAUAAAAUACCACAGGACAAAGUUGUGGUUAGGACAGAGACUUCAAACAGAAUGAUACUUAAACUAAGCAAAUCCCUGACAUCAAUACGAAUAAAAGGUCAUCUUCAAGAUCAUGGUGACAUUCUUGAACAUGUAGCCAGAGGUGUAUGUCAAAAUGACACUUUAAAAUGUAUGGAGAUAAUAGGUACAUAUGAUCGCGAUGGUCAUGGUCAGACUAUUACUGGACUAAACACGUUACUGAACUCUUUGAAAUCUACUCCAGUACAAAAGUUGCGCUUUGAAAAUAUUCUUUUCGAUAGUGAAUGUACCGAAGCAUUAUUGGAACUACUGAGACAUAAGCACCUGACUGAUUUAGCAAUGGAAGGACAUACAAAUUAUUUGACUUAUGCUAGUCGCACACCAAGAUCUAUAAUAUUAUUAUGCCAAACUCUUCAAAUUAAAUCUCUGACAGUACUAAGCCUUAAUGGCAACAAGCUUGAAGCAGAUGGUACUGUGGCAUUAAUAAAUUUUCUUCGUCUCAAUCCACAACUCACUGUCUUGAGAGCAUUUGAUUGUAAUCUGACUGAUGACCUAUUCACUGACACUCACUAUUGGGAAACCUCUUCCUUGGAAGAACUGAUCAUAAAUUGUAACUAUGGCAUUCGCAUUAAAGGGUGGACUAAUCUGUUUCAAAGUCUUAGGCAGAACACAUCACUGAUUAAAUUAAACUUCACUCGUUUACCAUAUAGUGACAUUGAUGAGGAGGUGUUGAGUGAAAUGAUAAUUUCCAAUAAAUCUAUUCAAUAUCUUACAAUUGAUGAUUAUCCCUAUAAUAGUCAACAUGACAAGUCACUAGCAAGAGCACUUGUUCAGAACCUCACUCUCAGAGAAAUUACAAAUAAUAGUCAACAUGACAAGUCACUAGCAAGAGCACUUGUUCAGAACCUCACUCUCAAAGAAAUUAUGUAUGGAAGUGGGUUUGACAGAGAUGCUGCGGAUGACCUCAAGAGAGAAAUACAAAAACUAAAAAGAGACAAGAACGUCACAAUAUCUCCUGAAUGGAAUCUAAAGAUACGAGCGGCAUAAUCAUUAUUACAUGAACAUUAACUAUCAUCUAAUCAUUACAGAAAAGCAAAAAAUGUAGUCACUCAUAAUUAUAUGUCUUUAAUUUCAGUUUUGUUUUAGUCUGCAUCAUCAUCACUUACAUCUUCAACAACAAACGGAGAACGUUGCCUCAGGCUUCUCUCUCCCAGCUGGUGGAGGGCAUCUACCAGUGGAGUGGUCACUACCCGAACUCGUCCACUCUCAAACUGUCUAACCCACGCCACAAACAACCGCAGGGGGUUGAUGUCACUAGGGUGUCCAGCAACCUGAGAAAAAGAACAUUAAUAGACGAUGGCAGACUCUUUUCCUGAACACAAAUGUAAACGUAUCGGACUUCAAUUUUCAAGUUACGACAAAACAAUACGACAGCAUCACAUAUUUUAUUGUUGAGCAAUUUAUGAAUUGUACGAAAGUAAUGCUUCUUAUUGCUGAGAAACAAGAUUCACAUAAUAAGCUCAAGAACUCCUCGACGAUGCUAGCCAGAAGAAGCAGCUGGAAGAAUGAAGUAGAAACAGUAUAGAGUAUAAGACACACAGUGUACGAUUAUAAUGUUGUUUACUUCAGAUUGCAACGUAUAGCGGGUAAUUUUAGAGGGCGAAUAUUUUUGCAGAUAAAAAUUCAACCAUGAAAAACAUGUUCAAUAUAAUUGAUCAUGAAAGUCGAUAUCCGUUAAUUGCAAGCAAAAUGGCCAAUUCACGAACAUUUAGACCCUACAAAAUUACUUGCCAUACAGUAUAAUUGUGGUUAUUAACUUAAUUUAAAUUGAUCUUUACCAAUUAUCAUUGACUUGAUAUUUAAUGUAUUAUGUCAACAAA